CGUCAAUGGGUUAUUGAGUUAAAAGUGGAGGACUAUGGGUAACAGUCGACAUUUUUAACGAUUCUCAGUGACCCAACUCUCCACAAUGCUGGAAUGCGAAAAAAUUUCCGAAACAUUCUCGACUUUGCCCCCAGAUAAACUCAAUUUCGAGUCCCUAGUCAUCGAGGAAAAUUCCGAAGAUUCUAAUUGUUGGCGGGAUGAGGUGCUCAAGGACUUGAGGAAACUUCAGAGAUUGCGGGUAGAGGAUUCAUCGAAAAUUUCAGCCGAUGAUCUCGCGAAGAUAAUUAAGGAGGGCUACAGCCUCCGCGAGUUAUGCCUAUCCUAUUCACAACUGACCGAGGACCUCCUGCGGGUGAUAGCGCGGGAAAAUGUGUCCCUACAGACGAUGCGAAUCGAGGCGCAUUCAGACACGAAGCCCCUCGCGAGGAUUAGCGACACAGCGUGGACCGCUCUACAAACCCAUUCACCCAAUUUGAAUCUCGUUAUGACUUGUUACCUCGAGGACGACGAGGACUACGAGGUAGUCCUCGCACCCCCGAUAACCCACUUGUACCUGGGGGGAUCUCCCUCGUCCCACGUCAUCCGCAGAGUCAGUGAGAACUGCCCUCGAUUAGUGGAACUGGUGAUUAAUUCCUGCAGCUCAGGAGUCAUCGACAAUGAGUUGCUGACCACGGCGAGGGACUGCCCCGAAUUAUCUGCGAUAGGACUCGCUGCUCAGCACUCGUGCAAUUCGCGAAAAUCUGUAAGCAACGGCUCCAGAUUCUGUACGUGUGGGAAACGUCUCUCAUCGAGGAUGAGAAUUUCGAUGUUGCCGAUGCUGUGUCCAGCGUGUCCUCGUCACUGGGGAGAUCGUGGACACCGGAGUAUGUGCCACCUUGGUGAAGAUGCAGUGGAAUGCAUUUUUCGAAUGGAAACAUUAUAUUCGUCGAAUUUGAAAUUUCCGAUUUUUUUCAGGAUAACUAAUUUUGGCAUCGGGGGUUCGAAUGCUAUUUUUAGUAUGUGUAUUUGUGUGGGUGUGAUCGAUUGUUUUUCAACGAUAAUUUUAAAAUAGUACAUUAGAGUACAAGGGCACAAAUUUCGUUUUCAACGAAUGUGUAGUUUACAGGCCGAGCCGAA
This is a messenger RNA of Diachasma alloeum, 1116 nucleotides long. Its product is annotated as F-box/LRR-repeat protein 21. Bases 86 to 1051 code for a protein of 321 amino acids. Lineage: Eukaryota; Metazoa; Arthropoda; Insecta; Hymenoptera; Braconidae. The record is from RefSeq and is a predicted model, not a curated record. Gene Ontology annotation, cellular component: SCF ubiquitin ligase complex. Gene Ontology annotation, biological process: SCF-dependent proteasomal ubiquitin-dependent protein catabolic process. The transcript is spliced from 5 exons.